AUGGGCUACAAUGGUUCUGCAGAGCUCUUUGCUGAAUGGGCCAUCGGCUUGGUGGUUAUAGCUGUUCGCUUUUAUGCGCGAUGGAAUGUUGGGAAAAGAAGUUUUUACUGGGAUGAUCUAUGUCUAGGUUUUGCCACGGUCUUCUGGACUUUCCACACAAUCUUCUUAUAUUACUGCACUGAUGUCUAUGGCUCAAACAUCGGUCUAACAGAAAAGACUGCAAUGGAGGUGCCUGAUGAUAUGGCAGCAAAGUUGAGGAAAGGCUCAAUAUUUGCAUUCAUUGCUUGGUUAUCAUACAUAUUCAUGGUAUGGUCAUUCAAGGGUGUCCUCAUGUUCCUCUACAGUCGACUAACAAUGGGACUGUGGCAACACCGUCUGGCCCAGAUAGUAGGGGUAGCCUGUGUCUGCACCUUUCUCACCUCGCUAUUUUUCCACCUGUUCAUAUGCUACCCCGUCCACCGGAGCUGGCAGGUGAAGCCCUACGCCGGAGACAACUGCACCAUCCGUCCAUUAAAUUACAUUGUCAUCGAAACCCUCAGCAUCGUGACCGACCUUGGUAUAAUGAGCGUUCCCAUCCCUCUCGUCCUGGCAGCCCGGAUCCCCACUUCGCAGAAGAUUUUCCUCUGCGCACUCUUCUCCUCCGGCGUAUUCGUCAUGGUCGCCGCCUUUCUCCGCGCCUACUACUCCGUCAAGGACAUUAAUACCUUAUCGACUGCAUUGGGCUGGGCAUCCCGCGAGGCACUGGUGUCGGUCUUUAUUGUCUGCGCACCGGGUAUAAAGCCUCUUUUUGCCAAGUUUGGCUGGUUCGGCUCGUAUGCGUCACAUGGGUAUGGGUAUAAGUAUGGGGCUAGUAAUACGCCAAGGAGGCGGAGUGGGAUGUUUAAUUCUAUGGGGACGGCUAAGGAUGGACAUCCGUAUGAAAUGUCGCUUUCGAUGGGUAGGAAGAAGAGGGAAUCGUCUGCGGAAAGUCAGGAACGCAUUGUAGGUUCCGGAGUGGAGAGAGACCAUAUGGAUGUGAAUAAGAGGGAGGGUAUUAUGGUUACUACGGAUGUGACGCUUGCUCAUGAGGACUCUGACGAACAAGUGGGGAGAAGAUAG
This is a messenger RNA of Aspergillus tanneri, 1098 nucleotides long. RefSeq lists its product as uncharacterized. The coding region runs from base 1 to 1098 and encodes 365 amino acids. The transcript is spliced from 6 exons. The record is from RefSeq and is a predicted model, not a curated record. Lineage: Eukaryota; Fungi; Ascomycota; Eurotiomycetes; Eurotiales; Aspergillaceae.